CUUCGAUCAAGCAGAUCAUCAUGAAGGUCUUCGUCGUUCUCGCCGUAAUCCUGGCCGUGUCCGCUGCUGCCCCGCAGUUUGGAGGUGGCAGUGCCAACGCCAACGCCAAUGCCAAGGCUGAAAGUCAAGGUGGCUUCGGAGGUCGUCAAGAAGGAUACGGAGGCGGAUUUGGAGGAAGACCAGGAGGACCAGGAUUCGGAGGAGGACCAGGAUUCGGAGGAGGACAAGGAUUCGGAGGAGGACCAGGAUUCGGAGGAGAACCAGGAUUCGGAGGUCCAGGCGUAAAUCGCGGACCAGGGGGACCUGGCGGAUUUGGAGGACAACGCGGACAAGGCGGACCAGGUGGAUUCGGAGGACCAGGACAAGGUGGAUUCGGAGGACCAGGACAAGGUGGAUUCGGAGGACCAGGACAAGGUGGAUUCGGAGGACAAGGCGGACAAGGUGGAUUCGGAGGAGGCAAUGCUAAUGCUAAUGCUGUUGCCAAUGCUGAGGGAAACGGUUUCGGGGGUGGAAAUGCUAAUGCCAAUGCCAAUGCCAACGCCAACUCCCGCGGUGGUGGUGGUGCUAAUGCCAAUGCCAAUGCCAGUGCUAGCUCUAGCGCCUUCGGUAAAUAAGCUGCGAUUGCGAUACGAAUUUUUCAACUGAUUAGUUUCUUAAUAUUCAGAAAAUAUAACAAUAAAUAAAAAAAAGUACCAAAACAUAA
Drosophila rhopaloa is the source of this 703-nucleotide messenger RNA. RefSeq names its product glycine-rich protein DOT1. The record is from RefSeq and is a predicted model, not a curated record. The transcript has a single exon. NCBI's taxonomy places the organism in Eukaryota, Metazoa, Arthropoda, Insecta, Diptera, Drosophilidae. The coding region runs from base 21 to 614 and encodes 197 amino acids.